UUUUACUCCUGUGAUGCUUGAUUAUAAGAUACAUGAUGAAAACAAUUCACUUUAUAAUACUCCUCCUUGUUAUGGUAUUUACAUGUGUGGUUUGGUUUUUGAGGAUCUUUUGAAACAAGGUGGUUUGAAGGAGGUUGAGAAGAAUAACAAGAAGAAAGCUCAGAUUCUGUUUGAUGCUAUUGAUGAGAGUAAGGGGUUUUAUAGGUGUCCUGUGGAGAAAUCUGUGAGGUCUUUGAUGAAUGUGCCUUUUACUUUGGAGAAACAGGAAUUUGAGGGUGAGUUUCUUAAGGAAGCUGCUAAGGAAAAGAUGGUUCAACUUAAGGGACAUAGGUCUGUUGGUGGUAUGAGAGCUUCAAUAUAUAAUGCUAUGCCGAUGGCUGGAGUUGAGAAGUUGGUUGCUUUCAUGAAAGAUUUUCAGGCCAAACAUGCUUAGAUGAGGAUCAUAAUUCAUACUUAUAUGUCUAGAACAAAAACUUGCAUUUAGUAGCUUUUGUGUUUGUUAUUUCUGCUGAUUAAAAUAGGUCUUUUCAUGUUUUUGCUUUCUUUGGUUUUUUACCUUGUCUCUGCCAUGUUUUGAUAUUCAAAUCGGGUUGGGUUGAACUAGUGUUUUCAUUAUCUACACAAGUUUGUAUGGAUUUGAACUAUUAUGGUAAAUUAUGUACAAACUACAAACUGCAAAUACCUUGAUGUAUACUAGAAAAGACUC
Molecule: messenger RNA, 706 nt
Organism: Vicia villosa (hairy vetch)
Lineage: Eukaryota; Viridiplantae; Streptophyta; Magnoliopsida; Fabales; Fabaceae
Product: phosphoserine aminotransferase 2, chloroplastic-like
Exons: 1
Coding region: 14-433 (139 amino acids)
Biological process (GO): L-serine biosynthetic process
Cellular component (GO): chloroplast stroma; cytoplasm
Molecular function (GO): O-phospho-L-serine:2-oxoglutarate transaminase activity; pyridoxal phosphate binding
Source: RefSeq, a predicted model, not a curated record